Molecule: messenger RNA, 2530 nt
Organism: Penaeus chinensis
Lineage: Eukaryota; Metazoa; Arthropoda; Malacostraca; Decapoda; Penaeidae
Product: cytochrome P450 3A29-like
Exons: 6
Coding region: 263-1858 (531 amino acids)
Molecular function (GO): heme binding; iron ion binding; oxidoreductase activity, acting on paired donors, with incorporation or reduction of molecular oxygen
Source: RefSeq, a predicted model, not a curated record
AUAGACCUACUCGCGCAGUCCGGUGAGAGCAAGGACGCGGCGACAUCCGCAUGACACCGUGGAAGCUAGAGCAAAGUCGGGUCAUCUAGAAUAACUCUUGAUGAAUAUAAAUGAGAGAGAGAGAGAAAGAGAGGCCUGUUAUCGCUGAGUGUCACUGAAGAAAGGGAAUUGAUAAAACUGCAUAGGAUCAGCUGACUAUUGCGUAGCGAGUGUUUCUAGUACAGGAUAACGGCUUCUUCAGAACAACAGCCCGGUUUCCACGAUGCGCGAGCCGAUGGAGGCACUCGCUUGGGUAUGGGCCAACCUGUCAACUUGUACAUGGACACUCUUGCUGUCAAGUGUGGUCCUAUAUCUUUAUCGCUGGGUAAGAGAGCGUCGUCAGUAUCACUCCAUAUUUUCGAAGAUGGGCGUUCCACACAUAAAGCCUCACAUUUUAUACGGCAGCAACCACCAGCUCCGCGGUAAAGGCAUCUUAUCCAUUGACGUUAUUGGUAAAUGGGUAAAAAAAUACGGCAAAGUCUUCGGUUACUACAUCGGAUGGAAACCGACGCUUGUAGUAAGCGACUUGGACAUGAUCAAAGACAUACUCAUCAAGGAAUUUCACAACUUUGCCAACCGCCCAAAACUCGUGAUCGAGGCCCAGCCCGUCGUGCACACUGUCGUAGGCCUACGUGACCAGCGGUGGAAAGACGUGCGCUCCAUCCUGGCCCCGACCUUCUCCAUGGUCAAGAUGAAGCACAUGGCAGGGAUAAUGAACGAAAAGGUGGACGAACUGCUAACCAUUAUAGGCGAGAAAAGUAAUGCCGACAAGCCAAUAGAGUGGUACUCGACCUACCAGGGUCUCACGCUGGAUGUGAUCAGCGAGUGCGCCCUUGCCAUGAAAACCACCUGCCAAAGAGACCAAGAAAAGCACGAAUUUUUCACGGCAGUUCGCUCCUUCCUCAAGAACGCGGUAAACCCCGCGAUUCUUCUGGCACUGUACUUCCAGGGCUUCGGCAAAAUCCUGAGCUACAUCAGCAAUAGAUUUGCGCUGUCGGGCCGCAUGACGCAAAUGAUCGUCGACCACUUGAAGACCGUCAUCAGUAUGCGGCGCAACGACCUGCACGCCAAGAACGUUGACGUGUUACAGUUAAUGCUGGAGGCUGCGGAGUCCCGUGUGGAUACUGAUGGCGCCGCCGCGAACGGGAUAUCCAAAGAGAGACCAAAACGCAAGCUUCUCUCUGACGAAGAAAUUAUCGCCAACGCCUGGGUCUUCCUGCUGGGGGGCUUUGAAACCACUGCCAACUCUCUCACGUAUACCACGUAUUUGCUUGCCCAGCACCCAGAAGUACAGGACAAAGUCUACCAAGAGCUCCAGGACGUCAUCAAGGAUGCAAACACCAAUUUGACAUACGAGCAGGUGCACAAACUCACAUAUCUGGAUCAGGUAUUUUCUGAGGCACUGAGACUAUACCCGCCUGUUGUGACCUUCCUGACGAGGGAGGCAGCGGAAGACAUACAGAUUGGCGACGUACUCAUCCCGAAAGACAUGAAUGUGCUCGUUCCCAUUUGGCUUCUCCAGCGAGACCCAGAGCAGUGGACUGACCCAGAGAAAUUCGACCCAGACAGAUUUUCUCCGGAAGCCAAGGCAAACAGCACCAGACACCCUAUGUCUUAUAUUCCCUUUGGAGCUGGUCCAAGAAACUGUGUUGGUAUGAGGUUCGCCCAGCUUGAGGCGAAAUUAACACUAGCAAGAGUAUUGUUGAAUUACAGACUUGACCCUUGUAAGGACACUCCUAACCCUCUCAAAUUUGAAAUUCCUACCGUGGCCAUCAACCCAGCCGACCCAGUGUUAAUCAAAGCAAAACCGAGGAGUUAAAUCAGUGGUUCUCAGAUUAUCAUUAUUAUUAUUUUUUAUCCCAAUGUAAAGUCUGACAGGGUUUUUUUUCAGAUUUACCCUCAAUUUAAUAUCUGACAGAUCCGGAUUACCCCCAGCGUAAGAUUUUACUCGUUAUCAUUCAGUAGAGUUUACCCUUAGCUUGAGAACCACCAGAUAUGACUUUUAAUGCUGAAGAAAGAUCAAACUAUUUGUGUUUUUGUAUUAACCUGAUCUAUUGUCUUCCUUAUUGAAAGCUUAAGAUCAAUGCAAAACUGUAUAUAAUGUUGGAAGAUGAAAAUUGAGAAGAUAUUUUGUGGGUGACAGACGUAGCUUACUCGUGCGCGCGCGCGUGUGUGUGUGUGUGUAUGUGUGUGUGUGUGUGUGUGUGUGUGUGUGCGUGUGUGUGUGUGUGUGUGUGUGUGUGUGUGUGUGUGUGUGUGCGUGCGUGCGUGCGUGCGUGCGUGCGUGCGUGUGUGCGUUCAUAUUCCGAAAUAAAUGCAUGAGCAAGCAAAGACCGCGCCAUAAGUAACGUAAUGAAAACAACAAUCAUACCUGAUUGACUUCUGCUUACCAAUAAGCCUUGGCAAGAACAACAUUCCCUACAUAUGUAAAGCAAUGACAAUGCAGUUUUCGAACUGUUCUAUAUUAUGGAAUAAAUGUAUAUAAUCUAUA